UAUAAUGGAGUUGGUAGACAUGAUCCGUGCCCACAAUAAGCUUACGGUCUAGGCAAGAGGUGACGCCUUCAUGGGCUGCCAACUAUUGUGACAAGGGAAGCCAAAGAACACAAUCCAGCCCCUUGGGGAAGUUGGUGCUCUGGGCCCCCCUCGGGGUCUGGCCCUGCCUGGCCGGCAUAGGUGGGGGUCCUUCCCUUCUGGCACCUGGGCUCCUUGGAUGGUUAAUUAUUUCCUCCUUGGCAUGAAUUACCCUGACAGGUAGUGCUGGCUGGGGCCAGGGCUCAGGGCUCCAGAAGUCCACUCGAUCCCCUUCCUGGAUCUCCCUUCCCCGCUAGGGCACUGGGGGAGAAACUGCGGUGACAGCACGGAGUGAAACCAUGGAACCAGGCCUCGCUCGGCCCUGACCCACCAUUCUUUCUUGACUCCAGCCUUGCGCUGGAGCCUCGUGUUCCCGGGUACCGUUCUCAGGUGCGCCCCAGAAGUGAAUACAGCCUACGAUGCUGGAGCAGAAGAUAAGCGAAUACUCAUUACGCUUGCCUUCUCAAGACCAGUCCCCCAGCCUGAAGCAACACAUCCCAUCAUGAAAAACAGGUCAAAACCACCCCUCCCUCCAGGAAGACAUCUGUGGUGGCUGUGUGGGCUGGUGGAAAGAGCACAGGCCCGGAUUCUAACCCUGGCUCCGACUGCCUGCUCUGUGACCUUAGGCGACCGCAGCCCGAGAAGAUGUGCCCGCACGGCCAGGUCGGGCCGGGGCAGGGGGUGGAGGGCAGCUGGGCCUGGGUGGUGCUGGUGGCCACCAUGGUGGCUCAGGGCCUGACCUUGGGCUUCCCAGUCUGCAUCAGCGUCUUCUUCACCGAACUCCAGCAUGAAUUCCAGGCCAGCAACAGUGAGACCUCCUGGUUCCCCUCCAUCCUGACGGCCGUCCUGCAUGCCGGGGGGCCGGUCUGCGGAGUGCUGGUGGAGCAGUUCGGCUGCAGGGUUGCGGUGAUGGCGGGGGGCCUGCUGGCCGGACUGGGCCUGGUGGCCAGCUCCUUCUCCCGCUCCCUUAGCCAACUCUACCUCACGGCCGGCUUCAUCACAGGCCUGGGCGCCUCCUUCACCUUCCAGGCGAGCAUCACCAUACUGGGCUACUACUUCUCCCGCCGGCGGGCACUGGCCAACGCCCUGGCCUCGGCGGGCGUCUCCAUCGGCCUGACCCUCUGGCCCCUGCUCUCCCGUCAUCUGCUGGACUCCCUGGGCUGGCGUGGCUCCUUCCUGGUGUUUGGCGGGGUCCUGCUCAACUGCUGCGUGUGCGGGGCCGUCAUGCGGCCCCUCAAAGCCUCGCCCCCGGAGCACGCGGCCGGCCCGCCGCCCCCCGCCGCCCUCCGGGGUUGCCUCUGGGCCUGUGGCCGGGCCCUGCAGCGAUACCUGGCGUUCGACGUGUUCCGCCACAACCGCGGUUACCGGAUCUACACGCUGGGCGUCGUGUGGAUGGUCAUGGGCUUCGUGCUGCCCCACAUCUACCUGGUGCCCUACGCCAUGCGCCACGGGGUGGACCCGGCCCGCGCCGCCCUCCUCAUCUCCAUCAUCGGCUUCAGCAACAUCUUCAUGCGGCCCGCGGCCGGGCUGCUGGCCGGGAGCCCGGCCUGCGCCGGCCGCCGCAUCCACCUCUUCAGCCUGGCCCUGCUGCUCAAUGGCCUCACCAACCUGCUGUGCGUCACGUCGGCCGACUUCCGCGUGCUGGUGGGCUACUGCCUGGUCUACAGCGUGUCCAUGAGCGGCGUGGGCGCCCUCAUCUUCCAGGUGCUCAUGGACAUCGUGCCCAUGGACCGCUUCCCCAGCGCCCUGGGCCUCUUCACCGUCCUGGAGAGCUGCACCAUACUCAUCGGUCCGCCGCUUGCCGGUCUGCUGCUGGACGCCACUGGAGACUUCAGAUACGUCUUCUGCACAUCCAGCUUUAUCCUGGUGUCCGCCGCGCUGUACAUGGGCAUCAGCUUCUGCCUCAUGCAAAGGAAGGAGCAGCCGGCAGAUACGGGGACCCUCAAGGAGCCGCCUCUGGAGGAGACCCUCCUCCCCGGGGCCGCAGGCGACCUCCCGCCCAAGAAGCCUCCGUCGCCGCUGCCACUCCGCGUGGAGGUCAUGUACGUGACCAGCGUCUGAGCCCGCAGAUCUUAGCCCGGGGUAGUGAGCUUCGGGGCCGGCCCGAGGGCCUCCACCUGCCUGGGUGAGGGCAGCAGCCGCCGUGAGGCAGGGUGGGGAGGGGCGUGGCCAGAGCCCCCUGCCCCCGUGCCGGGUGCGCCGAGGCCACUUCUCUUGGGAUACCUCGGGGCCGCCGGCCUGAUGGCGCUCCAGGGGCUCCAGGCGCCCGGGCCCAGGUGCCCUGAUGGCCGGACUGGAUGAUCGCGAGGUUGGUCGGACCCCUCGGCUCUCCCGGUUGGUGGAGCUGCACCUGGAGCCCGAAGACACCCGCCUGGCACCCCGGAGUGGGCACCCUACCCCACCAUGUUGGGAGCCCCAGGUUCCCCCAUCUGAAAGCUGAGCAGGGCUCAACGAGCCCGGGUCUUGGCUCGGAAGUUUGAGGUCCUGCCAAUCCCGAAUGAAGACAGCGUCAGAGGCCACCGGACACCGGGCAUCACCUUGCCUGGCCUAGCAUGACCAGCUCCCAGCCUCCGGGCACCUGUCAGGCCCCUCCUGACCCCGGUGGGCGGGAUCGGCCUUCUCCGACUCCUCCGGCUGGCGCCACUGCCCCGUCAGCCCCCUCUCCAAGCCUCCCUGGUACGACUGGGCGAUGGCACUGAAUUCCCCCAGCAACCUGGCAGGCCCCAGUGGGCAGGGAGAAGGGCCCAGGAGACCCCAUGUGGGGCAGGGAAGGAGCCAGGGCAGCCCCUGGGGGUGGGGAGGGUGGAGGCCCGCCCCUAGGAGCGCGCGGAAUGGGAAAACUCCAGGAGGCAAGGAAAGGGACCCGGGACAGCCCCGACUCUGGUCCGAGACUGGCCAGGCACAGUCCUGGAAUAAAGCCUGCCUCUCCA
Molecule: messenger RNA, 3008 nt
Organism: Ornithorhynchus anatinus (platypus)
Lineage: Eukaryota; Metazoa; Chordata; Mammalia; Monotremata; Ornithorhynchidae
Gene: SLC16A5
Product: solute carrier family 16 member 5
Exons: 5
Coding region: 724-2139 (471 amino acids)
Biological process (GO): transmembrane transport; monocarboxylic acid transport
Molecular function (GO): monocarboxylic acid transmembrane transporter activity
Source: RefSeq, a predicted model, not a curated record